This is a messenger RNA of Aplysia californica (California sea hare), 8462 nucleotides long. Its product is annotated as fibroblast growth factor receptor-like 1. NCBI's taxonomy places the organism in Eukaryota, Metazoa, Mollusca, Gastropoda, Aplysiida, Aplysiidae. Bases 1105 to 2619 code for a protein of 504 amino acids. Gene Ontology annotation, cellular component: plasma membrane. The record is from RefSeq and is a predicted model, not a curated record. The transcript is spliced from 10 exons. Gene Ontology annotation, molecular function: fibroblast growth factor receptor activity; fibroblast growth factor binding.
AGGAGGAGAGAGAGAGUGUGUGUGUUCUUGUUUCAUUCUUUCACGCCGAUCAUAGAAUACGAAGUAAUAGACUAAGCGAAAGGGAGGAAGAGUAAGGAGGAAGAAUGAAAAACCAGUGAGAGGAAAGGAAAAAAAGUUUGUAUUUUCUCCCGUCGUGUUCCUUUCUCAACGUUCAUCCUUCACGCGCUAAUUGGAGGGGCGGGGCUUACGUCUUGUUCCUCGACCAAUCAUCUGGUAGGGAAACCCCCUAUUGGCGUGACGCUAAUUAGGUGCGGGGAGGGACCGCGGCCCAGCACGGGUUUGACUAGUAACCUAUCAGUAAAAAUCAGAGGGGGGAGCCCUCGCUUUCUUUGCUUUGGAGGUUGCGAUGAUUUCUCACGGAAGAUCGAGGAAUCGACGGAUACGCUUGAAUCCAACUUAGCUAAUGACAUGGACCUGAGUCUACACACGGCGCUCAGUUUCCAGGCACGUCGUGGCGGGUGAACACAGAGGAUUUCCCCUGGACACCACCAGUUCGUCUUCAGCUACGGACUCGUGGGCAGGAUAGAUGGCAGAUGGAGUUUCUUUUGUAGACGUUUUAUGAUUAUUUUGUAACUUAUUUCAGUUGGAAAUUCCUUACUUUGUUUGGUGCAAGUUCUUGCUGUGCCCUGCAUCAAGCAACGCUGUGAAUUUGACGCAAGGCAAUUUGAUUCACGUGGAUCAGGGUAUUGCGAGGCCGAAAGCUUUCAGUUGUAAUUGAAAGAAAACAUCCACGGAUAUAAUUUGAUCCAGACCUUGGCUUGAAUGACAGUGAUUGCCUCUGCUUAAAAUUCCCUCGUGCACCCAGCACGUUACGUCAGCUGGAUUUUGUUUGCCAUAAGCCUUAUAUUCAAGGAGACUUGGUUGUAACUUCUACAUUUUAGGUCAAACAAAUGAGAAAAGGAAUUGACCCAACAACCACGUAGCUGUGGUAAAGAACUGUUUCUCUUGUUUGGAUUAUUAUUGUUUGAGCUCCGGCCGAUGGACGCAGCUCUGCGUGGCACUCAGUCCAGGGCGAAGCUCUCAGCGCAUGUGUGCACUCCCAGGACGCGCCCAUUGUGAGCUCAUACAACUCAUACUCCCACUAUGGCCGGCUUGAGGUGCUGGGGCGCCCUGCUGGUGUUGCAAGUGGUCGCCCUUUGUCACGCCAACAGUCCGCCCUCGCUGUCCGGCACUGUGGUUUCCCGGAAAGUUGCCACUCUGGGCAAGACUACACGCCUGGAGUGUCCAGUGGAUGGACAAGACCCGGAAUUGACCGUAUGGAAGAAAAACGGCCAGUCCAUCGACCCCGCGUGGGAACGAUUUCGGGUAUCUCGAGAGGGACAUUUACGCAUUCGUCACACUGAGAUGGGAGAUGCUGGAAAUUAUACAUGUGUGGCUACCAACGGCUACGGCAGUUUACCUGUCAACUACACUGUUGUUGUUCGUGAUGAAGACAAUGGGAUCGUUCAAGAAGGCAACACACAGUUCAAACUAUCGCCUCAUGAAGAUCUUUACAAAGCAGGAUCUGCUCCAUACUUUGAGGAAUUGGACAGAAUGAAAGAAUCCAUGAACAUGAUAAAACCGACAGGCUCAAAUGUUCGGCUUCGGUGCGCAGUAAAUGGGAAUCCCCGUCCUGUGGUUCACUGGCUAAAGAAUGGCCGGCCGUAUGAGCACAGAGACUUGCAUUCACUGCUCAAAGUCCACGAGAUCAAGGAGAAUGCCAGCUACACGUGUGUUGCCAGUAACAGGCUGGGGCAGGUCAACUUCACCUACAACGUUGGAGUCGUAGGCGAGAUCCGAAAGCCACGUCUGACUGCACCACACCCUCUUAGUCAGACUGUAGCUGUUGGAAAGUCAGUGUCAUUCCAGUGCUUCAUUGAGAGUGUUGUUGAGCCACAAGUGCAGUGGCUGAAACGUGUGGACAAGCCAGAGGACAUCCCACAUCCAAACGUUUCUUCGGUCCAAUACGAGGGAGUAAAGUUUGUGGUCCUGAAGAAUGCUGGUGUGCUACUAGCACUGCCAGAUGGUUCCUUCCUCAACAAACUGGUCCUGCAGAAUGUCCAGCCGAAGGAUGCAGGCAUGUUUGUUUGCCUGGCCACGAAUCGUAUGGGCUUCAACUCACGACAUGCAUUCCUGAAUAUAGCCUCCGGGGCUGGCUUUGACCCUAAUAACGGUAAUGCAAGGAUAUCAGGCAAUCAGUACACCAAUCUCCAGGACUCUGGAUCUGGCGAUUCUUCUCAAGAUUCCUCCGACUCUCACGAUUCCAGUGACGACACCAACCUGCCUCUUCUCAUCGGCCUCCCUUCAUGCGCCGUCCUAGUACUCAUCCUCCUCACUGUCUUUCUCAUGCAGCGUAACAACCGCUGUCGAAACUCCAGCCCUGCGGGCAAAGCUCCCAGACCCCCUGUGCCUACACACGAAAGAGAUGCUUAUUACUACAGCAACUGCCAACCACAGCCACAGACUGUGAACCCUCUGCUUACUUCUCGGGAGAAACUCCCGAAAACACCUACACCUUCAGUUGACAUGACAUGUUCAGAAUUUUCCUCCAUCUCACGAACUCAUCCAAGUCAUCACUACUACCAUCAUAAUCAUAAUAAUAUGAAUUACGGCUAUUAAUGCCUGGCGCUCUGAACUUGGUUUCUUGAACUGUUUUCACGACGAAGAUGGCAAUGUGUGAAAAAACAGAAGUUAUUUACUGUGUGAGAAGGUGCCAAUUUCUGAGUGUGACUGGUGUUGAAUUUGGAAAGAUACAAGCACCCUUUUCAGAAUUUAGCUGUGGUCUUCUAAUUGGAGCAGGAAUGUCAGCAGCAAUUGCCUUCAAUGCGCUUCAUCAUCUCAAGGACUACCAUUGUGGUAGUAUGUUGUAAGACAUUGGUGAGAAGUAUUUCUGGCCAGAAAAACUACUUUUGUGGUGUUGAGGAAGAAAUAUAUCGAAUUUGAAAACAUUUAUUUCAAAGCUACUGACAUCAAAAUGGAAACGUUCUUUCAAAGACAGCUGUUAAUGGCAAGAUGUUUUCUUGUCAUUUAGAUCUACUAUAUUAUUUUCAGUGGAAAAUUUUUUCAAAAUGUGACAAACAGCUUGUUGCAGUUUCCAGUCUGUUUGCUCUCUCAUGUUUACCCUCAAGAUAUGUAAAACUUUGAGAUUUUUGAAAGCUAUUUAAAGCCCAGCAAGAGUUGGGAAUUGUCCUUCAAGUCAAAAGACAUACUGAUUAUGGGGUGAUCAAAAUCCUAAAAACUUUCUGCUUUAGAAUCCCCCAGCAAGGGGUGUGUCAUUUGUUCAGUAGGCAUCAUGCAGGACAACAGAGCACAUGGCUGUGGUUUGAAUCCCCAAUAGGGUGUUCUGAACUUUGGUUGUUUUGGGGAGUUUUUAAGGUUCUCUUCCACUCAUUUGGCUUGGUCCUAUUGGAGAUGGAUGUUAAAUUCGAAGGUCACACUUUUAAAAUAACCUUACAGUGUUAAAAGGGGCAUUAAACCUAUACAAUUUCACAAUAUUUCCCCAUAGAGCAAAUCGCAAAGCUUCAUUUGCCAACUGACAAUACUAACAGUAAAAUGUUAAAUGUAGUGCCUGCGUAUGCUGUGCACUCAACAACGUACUACUUAGUGUCCUUGAUGGCACUGGGCCAUACAGAGGUCAAGGAUUUUUUAAUUUGAGAUGGAUCGAAUGAGCAGUUUCUGACUGUUUUGCUCAAUUUCAAAUGGCCUCGCCCUUGUUCAUAGAGAGAGAGAGAGUGUGUGUUAAUUAAUAUUUCAGCCUUGGAUGUAGCUUUGUUCAUCUUGUGGUCUCAUAUGUGUGCUGAUAUGUCAGUCCCAAGCUUUCAUAAAACAGCUUAACAAUCUGUACUGAAAUUCAUGAUCUUUUUGAAAGAGGAGUCUAAUGAUGAUGAUUCUCUAUUUCUUUUUACAUGGUCAGCUCUCUGAAGAAUACUACAAUAAAACAAUAUCUUUAUGUGGCUCUGUCUGUGCCUUUGAUAUCCGGUUCUAAUGAAUCAUCAAAAGAAAUAUGUGCUUUUUGUUUUUCAUCAUGCUGGGCUUACUCCAUGACCUACACCUGUGUCCCCCAAAUGUUUCCCUUGAAGAUAAGGUUAUUCUUAGUGCCCAUGUGAGGAACAUGCCUCAGUGACAUUAGGGAGCGUUGGGUGGGGACUCACAAAGAUAGCAGCCUAUAGCCUAAAUGAAAUUAAAUCUAACACUGACAGUACAUGCAAAGCAAAAUUUGAAAGCUCUUCAAAAUUGCACUUACUCGUAUUUUAUCAGCCUUGCCUCAAAAAUGCGUGAAAUUUAUUUCUUCUUGGGUGUCAGUUUAAGGGCAAAUCAGCCUACCUUAAGGAUACUGAUUUCUUGCAAAGUUGUGAGACUUGUUUUCUCAUGAGGCUUGAGAGGAAAAACCAAACUUUCAACAAGUUUUGGAAGACUGCUCGGAAAUAUUGUAAUUUCUGAAUGCUGUUCUGAAGCAUUUGAAAAAAAUGUUUUUGUCAGUUGUUUUAAUGACUUAUUGUUGUAAGCUUAUGCACAAGUCAUAUAGUAAGACUUGGGGAGAGUUUGCGAGCAAUAAGAUGUAGUCACAAUGAGCUUUAGAUCUUUAGGUGUGCAACUUUUUAUGCAUUUGGUCAUAGUGCUGUUAAGUUUCUUUUCAUACAACACUGAUUUUGUGAAAUGAUCGUUGAAUUAUUUUGAAGGUUUGUUGUGUCUUUUAAAUGUUUGCAGCAUCAGGACAUAACACAUACUGUUUGUUUUUCUGCUAUGUUGCUCUGAUAAUCUUGUUACAUGAUGUGGAAGCUCAGGGUUAUAAUGGUAAUGAUAUGAUAGAGGGCUGAUUGAGUUGUUUUUCCCCCCUAUGCUCUGAAGUUCUAGAUUUUAGACAUUGAAAAUUAUAUCGGGUCAGACAGACUCAAGCAAAAAUGGUAUUCUGAAUUACUAAAACCUAUAUUGAGUUAACAAUUUUAUCUUAGACUUAUGAAAUCAAUUGACCUGGCUUAUACUUUCUGUGAAGCAAAAGUAUUUAGCCAGUUUCUAUGAAAGUGAAUGGGCUUUUAGACAUCAAAAUUGGACUCAGAUUUGCGACAGGAGUAUUUCUGAUUUCUCAGCAUCUUUAACUCCAGAACCACACCGAGAUAUUUUGAAAAGGUUACCUGCCCAUUAGUUGCUGAAGAAUCAGUGAUGCUCAUGUUGUAUGAUAGUAGUCAUGCACAUGUGAUAGAGGGUCUGAGCAGAUAUCAAUGCCUGACGUGUGGGUUGAAUGGCAGCUUGGAUGCAAUGAGUAGUCUUUGUACAAUGGGUUAUUAUCUCCUUCUUAAAGCAGCAUUUUGAACGCUUUAUGUCUGAGGACUCAUUUGAAUAACACAUGUAGUACAUUUUUUUAAACCUAUUGUGUUGACCUAAAAGUUGCUGGCUUUUGGUUCUUUUGGCUGAGUCUGAUCUCUGAUAAUACAAGUGUGUAUGUCGUCUUGUGUGAAAGUAGCACUGGUACGACAAUGACUGAGGAUUCUAAUUUGAAAGCAUGUGCCCUGUAUGAUUGAGAAUUGUGACAUUUCAAAGAAUGUAAAUUCUGUAUUGGUUGAGUCUGUGGGAUGAGCCAUGAAAAUCCAGAUUGGGUGAAUUGUUGUCAAGAAAGAGUAUUUUGCUGGGCAUACUUGUUAUAUAAUGUACAUAAAAAAAUUAUAUGAAAUGUCAUAAUACAUGCAUGUAUAGCUGCCUUGCUGCAACUAUGUACUUAAUUAUGUGGGGAUAGAAGCUGUCUUUUAUGCACUUGUAACAGUUCACUUACUUGAUAGCAAAGAUAUCACUAGACUAGUUUGAAGACAUAAUAAAAUUGUUUUAUGUUUCUUUUCAUUUAAAAGAAAUGGUUCAGUUCCUCUUUUUCAGAGAGGUCGCCCAAGGCAUUAUUUUGGUAUUUUCGUCCCUUUUGCAUAAGUUUCUUCUAGAUAUUAGAUUUAAACAAGUAGAUGUAAGGUUAAGGUGCAUUUUUGCAUCUUCACUUUCUACAUUUAAAUUCUAUUCGCAAAAAAUUUAUAUGAAAAUAACAGGAAUGGAUAUUUGGAAAGUUAAUGUUCUUGGUCAAGGGACUGUCAAUAAAGGGAAACGGAGUGACAGAAAUGAAUAACUGAAUGCUACAUCUUAAAAAAUAAUGCUGAAGUAGUACAGCUUGAGUUCACCUGUCAACUGCCCCAUAUGCUUUACAUAGCUCAACUAGACAGCUGGUGACUGUUUGGCCAGGGUAGUAAGGGUGUGUAAGGUGAAAACAUUUUUUUUUAUAAACAUAAAAAAGUAUACUGUUUAUGAAAGAUGGGGUGUCUGGGGGGGGUUUGCCAAUCAUAAAACUAAGUUGUGGCUAAGAUUGAAAUAAAAAGCAAUAGGUGAUGCAGAUUUCAAGCAAUUCAAUAAGCCAAAGUAUUUAUAUUUUUGUUCUGAUAAAGUGUGGCAUGACUGGUGACAGGAGAUCUCUGCUGAGAGGCUCAUAUCUGGCACUUUCACGAGUAACACACGCAAUUUUGCUGUCUAGAUAGCAUGAAAGAAAUACAUUCAUUCACUUCUUUGAUAUUUUGAUAUGUGUGAAUGUAGGUAAGUUAAUGGCAAAUGUUACAUAAGACCGUUGACAAUCACUUGGAUUCAUUUGGAUUGAUUUUUUUUUUUUCAGAGCAAUACUCAGCACCACUUAAGUUUCAUUUCAGAGUCAUGUUACCUUUAUUUUCAUUAAUAAAGGUUGAUUAUGUUGUUUUGGCUACUUGAUUGUGACCUUCAUUUUGAUAUUAUUUUGGUGAGAUAGUGCGCUUUUAUAUCUUGUUAUUAUUCAUAUAUUGAAUGGUGGUGUAAAGAAAUCACACCUUCUUUAUUUUCAAAGGCUUUAGGGUUCAACAAAUUAAAUUUGUGCAGACUUCUGCGUCUAAGAAUGGUCAAGAUUUUAAUUGUUUCUCUGAGGUCAUAAAAGAUUCGAGUCAGUUUUUGCUGAUUCAUUUGUCCUUGCUGUGUUGAAGACCAGAUCGCAGGACUGUUUCUUUCACCCAGAGCCUGAUUCUCCAAAUCAUGUACACUGCAGCAAACCUUGAUGUUGAGUUAAAAAGUUUGGUUUUUUUUCUGAGAAUUGCAUUAUGAAUUAUAAGUUCAUCCCGUCAGGAAUUUCGGAGUUAUGUGUUUAGUACACAGAGCAUAAAGUAUUUAUUUUUUCUUUAGAUUGAUCACUAUUUCUUCAGAUGGAAAGAGCCAUUGAUUGAAAGAGACAUUUGAUUUCUUUCUUUUCCAUUUUUGCUACAUUGACUGUGAUUCACUAGAUCUAAUGUUUACAGCUCCACCAUUAAUGUAAAUCAUUGUGAGUUGUUUCAUUACAUCAUUUUUUUGUUCCUGUGUAAUUAUAGUUUUCCUUAGGUGUUAUGUUGCACCUUGUAUAUAUACUUUGUUGCAAUAUUCUUUUCCUGUUACUUUUGUACUGGUUUCAUUUUAGAGGUAGAAAAACAUUCUCUUUAUCUGUUUAUCUAGUUAGGUGGGGAACUUGAACAUUAUAGAAAGAGAUGGUGUGAUUUCUUUAGUACAUGAUAACCCAUCUUCAUAUAUUUUGCUAAUCUUUUUAGUGUUUUUAUACUAUGAAUCUCAUACAGAGAAUUUUGUACAUGUAUAGGUUUCCUUAGAGGGUUGAGUAGGUUCUAAUGACAUCUUAUGAGCUUAACAUAAUAGACAAUGGAUCCAAGUUUUUUAAUGUAGGUCUGACUUGAAGCUUCUGUCCCCAUUUUUUCACUUUUGGUUUGAGCAAAGUAAAGGGAUGAUAUUUUCUGGCCCACUCCUGUAAAACAUCAAUAAUUUACUCCAAAAUAUUCAAACUUGCAUGAGAUAAUUUAUGGGGGGUUGAAAGCUCCAAAUUCCUAAAAUGUUUUACAUUCAAUUCAUUUCUGAAUAUUGUUCAUGUUUGAAAUCACAAUAUUUAAUUGAAAAUUUAAAUAAAAAACUAUCAAUGAACAGAAUGGAAUACAUUCUUGACGAAGACAAUCAAAUAUCUUUUUUAAACUGGUACCUUUAUUUUGAAAGAUCAAGGAGCAAUUUUUUUUCUCUGUGAGAUUUGAAAUAACUUUCUUGCUUUGUUUUCUAAUUAUCUUUUCUGUGAUCUUUGGGAAACUUGGACCUGUAGUUGGACUCAGUGAAUUCCUUUCUCCUUUUUAACCUUAUGUUCAUAGAAAAAAAUAUUCACGUUGUACAUGUUUAUUGUUUAAAAUUUUCAUGUUUUCAGAAUUUUAUUUGUGUUAACAGCCAUCAUCAAAGGGUAAAUUGUAAUGACUAUAUAUGGCGCAGUAAUUAUGUUUAUGUUUUAGUGUUUACAUCAGUGUAUAUUUGUGUUUAUGUAUGAUGAGCAAAAGAAUUGAUGCCUCCAAUGGAUGAAUGAUUAUUUUCUUUUCAUUAUGCAUGAUAUGAGAUACAAAGAAGUGUUUUAUAUUGGUUCUUGACAAAUGAAUAAAAGAAAUGUUUUGAGAAAUGAA